AUGGCGGCUGCCGCAGGGGCACUGAGGAGGCUGGUGCGAUGCGGACCCCAGCAGGGCCUGGGGCGGCUGCUGCAGCUGCGCAGCGGGAUUCACGGGUCCGCGCCGGCGGCCGUCCAGGUGACUGUCCGUGAUGCAUUGAAUCAGGCAUUAGAUGAGGAGCUGGAGAGGGAUGAGAGAGUAUUUUUGUUGGGAGAGGAAGUUGCCCAAUAUGAUGGUGCAUACAAGAUUAGCAGAGGUCUCUGGAAGAAAUAUGGAGACAAAAGAAUAAUAGAUACUCCUAUAUCAGAGAUGGGCUUUACAGGAAUUGCUGUAGGUGCUGCUAUGGCUGGGUUGAGGCCGAUUUGUGAAUUCAUGACCUUCAACUUCUCCAUGCAAGCAAUUGAUCAAGUUAUAAAUUCUGCUGGCAAGACACUUUACAUGUCUGCAGGCAUGGUGCCUGUCCCAGUUGUCUUCAGAGGUCCCAACGGUGCCUCAGCUGGAGUAGGAGCACAACAUUCACAGUGCUUUGCUGCUUGGUAUGGGCAUUGUCCUGGACUGAAAGUAGUCAGCCCUUGGAGUUCAGAGGAUGCUAAAGGUCUGCUUAAAGCAUCAGUCCGGGAUGACAAUCCAGUUGUGAUGCUGGAAAAUGAAUUGAUGUAUGGAGUCCCUUUUGAAAUGUCAGAAGAAGUUCAGUCAAAGGACUUUCUUGUUCCUAUUGGAAAAGCCAAAAUAGAAAGGCAAGGAACCCAUGUUACUUUAGUGUCACACUCCAGAUCUGUUGGACACUGUCUGGAAGCAGCUGCUGUACUUGUCAAAGAAGGUGUGGAGUGUGAGGUGAUAAACCUCCGUACCAUUAGACCAAUGGAUGUGGAAAGUAUAGAAGCCAGUGUUGUGAAGACAAACCAUCUUAUAACAGUGGAAGGAGGCUGGCCACAAUUUGGCGUAGGAGCUGAAAUUUGUGCUAGGAUUAUGGAAGGACCUGCCUUUAAUUAUUUGGAUGCUCCAGCUGUGCGUCUCACAGGUGCAGAUGUUCCUAUGCCUUAUGCAAAGAUUUUAGAAGAGAACUGCUUACCUCAAGUGAAAGAUAUCAUAUUUGCAGUGAAGAAAGUAUUAAAUAUCUAGGUUGUAUAUACAGGGUGCCCUUCCAAAGUGUGUGUCUUAAGAAGAGCAUUAAUGGAAUGGACUACAAACAUGUAUUCAUAACAAUGUUA
This is a messenger RNA of Emys orbicularis (European pond turtle), 1190 nucleotides long. RefSeq names its product pyruvate dehydrogenase E1 subunit beta (gene PDHB). The transcript is spliced from 10 exons. The record is from RefSeq and is a predicted model, not a curated record. Gene Ontology annotation, biological process: pyruvate decarboxylation to acetyl-CoA. Lineage: Eukaryota; Metazoa; Chordata; Testudines; Emydidae. Gene Ontology annotation, molecular function: pyruvate dehydrogenase (acetyl-transferring) activity. The coding region runs from base 1 to 1101 and encodes 366 amino acids.